Messenger RNA from Neurospora hispaniola, 1738 nucleotides. RefSeq names its product PLC-like phosphodiesterase. Gene Ontology annotation, biological process: lipid metabolic process. Gene Ontology annotation, molecular function: phosphoric diester hydrolase activity. The record is from RefSeq and is a predicted model, not a curated record. The transcript is spliced from 2 exons. Lineage: Eukaryota; Fungi; Ascomycota; Sordariomycetes; Sordariales; Sordariaceae. The coding region runs from base 167 to 1537 and encodes 456 amino acids.
GACAGCAUGAUCCAGACGCGCCGCCCGUUCUAGCACUUUCACUUGGCUCCCUGUUCACAUUCAGCUGGCAGAAGUUGGGCCAAUGAUCCAUCGAUUCAACUUGGAAGCUUCAAGGCUGGGAGGUUGAUGAACUUGCCAGCUUGCUUGGGUGGACACACAGUUUACCAUGACUUCCCUUACACGGCGUCUGGGCUGCCUGCUCGGCGUGCUUUCCGUGGGCACUAGCCUAGUCCAUGGCCAGGCCAUAACCACAGUCAACGGCGAAGAGGUGACCAUGUUGACGGGCACAAAGGCUGAACACACGACCUCAUCGAUACCAACCAAUCUAUAUCAGACAUACACCACACGCAUCACGCUUGGGACGACUACAGACACAGCAUCAUCCAUCCUCGCUUCGGUUUCGGGAAACGCCACCGAUACCGCGCUCUCUUCAGAAUCGGCUUCCGAGACUUCCAGCGCAACGCUGAGCUACCUGACGGGCACCAACUCGCACUCGACGUCGACCUCCAACGCCACUGCGUCGAGCACAGAAUCUGCGCAGCCCGUGCCUACGAACACACGGCCGUGCAAUAACUAUCCCGAAUUUUGCGACCGCAAGUACAGCAACAUCACCGAGGUCGGUUGCCACAACAGUCCCUUUGUCAGGGCGAAUUCCGCUGCCGCGAACCAACAGCUCGGCGUCGUCGAUCAGCUCAAUGAUGGCGUCCGUUUCCUUCAAGCCCAGAUUCAGUGGGCUAAAAACGAUACAGUACCGCACUUCUGUCACACCACGUGCGAUCUUUUUGAUGCCGGUCCCAUCACCGAAUGGCUCACCACCGUGAAGGACUGGGUCGUGGCCCACCCCUAUGACGUCGUCACCAUUUUGCUUGGCAACGGCAACUACUCAACGCCCGACUUCUACGUUCCCCAUAUCGAGAAGACGGGCAUCCUCCGCUACAUCUACACCCCGCCUGUUAUUCCCAUGACACUCAACGACUGGCCGACCCUGUCACACAUGAUCCUGACUGGUCAGCGCGUGGUCAUGUUUAUGGACUACAUGGCCAACCAGACAGCCUAUCCGUGGCUUCUGGACGAGUUCACCCAGAUGUGGGAGACCCCGUUCGAUCCGGUCGACCGAAACUUCCCAUGUGUCGUCCAGCGACCGCCCGACCUGCCGGCCGACCAGGCCAAGAAUAGGCUGUAUCUGAUGAACCACAAUCUGAACGGGGAGGCUAACCUGCUUGGAAACGUCCUCAGUGUGCCGGACCUGAGUCGGAUCAACGAGACGAACAGCGCGGAGGGCUUUGGAAGUUUGGGAUUGGCGGCAAACAACUGUCGGUCGGAUUGGGGCCGCCCGCCCAACGUGCUCAACGUGGAUUACUACAACAUGGGAGACCCUCCCGGAAGCGUGUUUGAGGCGGCGGCGAGAGUCAACAAUGUGACGUACAACAGGAAGUGCUGUGGUGUGGCGGCCAGCUCGGCUCAGAGAAUCGAGGCCAUGUUGAAGGUGCCUCUGACUCUGGGUUUGAUAUGGGCUGCUUUCUGGACACUGGUUUAAGAAUCACGUUGUAACCGUAUAUGUCGGUGGCUGGUUGCCUUUCUGUUUUCGAUUCACAUCUGGCUCACACCGGAUGUGUUUAGCAUUCGCAUGGCGUUUCGGUUCUGGUUAGGGGAAGACGGACAGAAAUCUGGAAAUAGAAUUAGUUGUUAUGAAGACACUGUUGAUCAGACUGUUCCCUCCCAAACUCCUCGUCCCGAU